Messenger RNA from Zygotorulaspora mrakii, 816 nucleotides. RefSeq names its product mitochondrial 54S ribosomal protein uL3m (gene MRPL9). NCBI's taxonomy places the organism in Eukaryota, Fungi, Ascomycota, Saccharomycetes, Saccharomycetales, Saccharomycetaceae. Gene Ontology annotation, cellular component: ribosome; mitochondrial large ribosomal subunit. Gene Ontology annotation, molecular function: structural constituent of ribosome. The record is from RefSeq and is a predicted model, not a curated record. Gene Ontology annotation, biological process: translation. The coding region runs from base 1 to 816 and encodes 271 amino acids. The transcript has a single exon.
AUGUCGGCAUCAGUUUGGUCUAGUAUAUGGAGACGCUGUGCUGUUAGAAAUAUAUCUGGAAGGGCUUCACUCAUAUCUCCAAGUGUGGCAUCAACUGUCAAUUUAGAAGCAACGAAAAUAAAUCAUUGUCCGGAAGAAGCCCAACUUAGAAGAUGGUUACCACUUCGUUGUGGUGCUAUAACCAAAAAGGAGGGCAUGAUGCCAUUUUUCGACGAGAGUGAUGGCAAACGAGUCGCUGCCACGGUACUAAAAAUGCAAAACGUUGAGGUCAUGAUGCACAGAACAGUUGAAGAAAAUGGUUACUUUGCAUGUCAGGUUGGAUAUGGUUCAAAAGAUCCACAAAAAUCGAGCAGACAAAUGUUGGGCCAUUUUGCCUCAAAAAAAGUCAAUCCUAAGGAAAAGGUUGCCGAAUUUAGGGUAAAAAAUGAGCAAGGUCUUUUACCAUUGAGUACUUUGAUUAAGCCAUCAUUUUUCAAACCUGGUCAAUAUGUGGAUUUAAGGUCAAUAAGUAAAGGUAAAGGGUUUGCGGGUGUUAUGAAAAGACAUAAUUUUAAAGGGUUGAGAGCCUCACAUGGUACCUCCGUAAUGCAUAGACAUGGUGGUUCUUAUGGUCAGAACCAAGAUCCGGGUCGUAUUUUACCAGGUAAAAAAAUGCCAGGUCAUUUGGGGCACCAGCAGGUAACAAUUCAAAAUGUUCAGGUCUUGAAAGUAGAUAAUGAAAAUGGUGUUAUAAUUGUAAAAGGUUCUGUUGCUGGUCCAAAGGGUUCAUUCGUGAAAAUUCAAGACGCCAUCAAGAAACUGCCUCUUGUGAAAUAG